Messenger RNA from Caenorhabditis angaria, 7308 nucleotides. The record is from the annotation of a GenBank genome assembly. Lineage: Eukaryota; Metazoa; Nematoda; Chromadorea; Rhabditida; Rhabditidae.
AUGUUGACACAAAUGACGGCGGCGACACCAAGUAGUGAGUUUUACGAGCGGAAGAUGCGCGGAAGCUUGCGGAUUACGCUUGCUGGAAUCUCAAUUCUGAAAUUUUUAAGCUUUCUUAUCUCUACUGGAUUAUUUUAGUGCCUGAAAACAUUCCCGAACUGAAAAUUUGCGCUUAAAAUGAUGGAAAAUGACUAGUUGCAGCAUUUUUAGAAGUGGAAUCAGAUUUGAUGCUUGAGAAAUUUUAUUAUCAGAUUUUUGAAACAGUGAAUUUUUUUUGGGAAAAAAAUUACGCAAAAACUUUUCUGGACCAAAAUUUUACCCUGAAAAUCAAGAAAUCAUUCUUUUUCAACAAUUUCAGCGUUUUUAGCACAAAAUUUUAGCCAAAAAAUUGUUCCCUCGAAUCAGAAUGAAAGUUUUUUGUAACAGGAAAUUUUUUUGGGAGGAAAUGUUAUGCAAAAAUUUUUCAUUUCUAGGCUGAAAUUCACCACUGAAAACGUUGGGAUUGCUGAAAAUGACUAGUUUCAGCGUUUUCAGCGUCAAAUUCUAGCUCGGGAGUAAAACUAUUCGACAUUGAAUCAAAUUAGAUGAUUGAGAAAUGUUAUUAUCAGAUUUUUGAAACAGUGAAUUUUUUUGGGAAAAAAAUUAUGAAAAAAUUUUUCUACCUCAAAAUUUUGCCCUGAAAAUCAUGAAAUCACUCAUUUUCAGCAAUUUCAGCACAAAAUUUUAACCUAGAGAAAAUAGGUAUCCGAUCAGAAUCGAAGUUUGUGAUUGUCACAAAUUUUAAUAGGAUUUUUUUGAAACAGUGAAUUUUUUUUGGGAAAAAAAUUAUGCAAAAAUUUUCCCAAACCAAAGUUUGAUGCUGAAAAUCAUGAAAUCACUUAUUUUCAGCGAUUCCAGCGUUUUCAGCAAGAAAUUUUAGCCUAGAAAAUGUUCCAAAAGAAACUCGAUCGAAUUUGUGAUUGUCACAAAUUUUUAUAGGAUUUUUUUGAAACAGUGAAUUUUUUUAAAUCAAAAAACUAUGAAAAUUUUUCCAGAACUAAAUUUCACGUUGAAAAUCAUGAAACCACUCAUUUUCAGCAAUUUCAGCGUUUUCAGCGCAAAAUUUAUAAUUGUGGAUCAAAGCAAAAAUUCCGAGAAAUAUCGAAGUUUGUGAUUGUCAGAAAUUUUUAUAGGAUUUUUUUGAAACAGUGAAUUUUUUUAAAUCAAAAAACUAUGAAAAUUUUUCCAGAACUAAAUUUCACGUUGAAAAUCAUGAAACCACUCAUUUUCAGCAAUUUCAGCGUUUUCAGCGCAAAAUUUAUAAUUGUUGAUCGACACAAAAAUUCCGAGCAGUAUCGAAGUUUGUGAUUGUCAGAAAUUUUAAUAGGAUAUUUUUGAAACAGUACAUUUUUUGAUGAGACGUUAAUUUUCAAAAGUUUUUCAAAUUUUUGGCGCCACAAAAUCCGCGUGGAUUUUAAUGCAAAUUUAUAAAAUAAUUCUUGGCAAUAUCUACGUGUAGUUAGAAUCAAAGUUUAAAAUUUUGAAAAUUUUAAUACAGUUUUUUUGAAACAGUGAAAUUAAACUGCAAUCUUCCGAAAUGCGCAACCUUUUUUUUAGCUUUUGAGUGCUCAGAAUUUGACUCCACUGUUGAUUUUCUCAAUCCAAAAUCAACCUUUCCUCAAACUUGCUCGGUUCCCUUUUCAGUGUGAAAAAUCCAAAAGCUUCAUUAAAUUUUUUUUCAUUAAAAAUAAUAAUGAAAAGUUGGAAGAAGUGCCGGAGGCGCCAAUUCAAAAAUCUCAAUUAAUUUUCAUUUCUAUUUCUAUAUAUAUAUGAAAUUUGCUGACAAAAAUGAAGAGCACUCAUGGAGCACACGAAAAAAGGGAAGAGACACUUGAAUUUUUGCUGGUCCCUCUUCUCUUCCAAGUUUUUAACUUGUGACAUUUUAUUUUUCCUUUUUUUUGAAAGAGGACGCGGAGAGGAGUACGGUAGUUUUGGACAAAUUGAGGGAAGAUAGAUUUUGGAAUCAAGAAAAAAUCACUGUUUCAAAAAAUUAUAUAAAAAUUUGCAAAAUUUCGGAAUUUUAUUAAAAUUGCAAACAUAACUUCAAAAAUUCAUAUGAAAUAAAUUCACUGUUUCAAAAAAAUUGUAUAAAACUUUGCCUUGUUUUGACUUCAGUAAGCAUUAAAUUUUCGAUAAAAAAUCAUGCAAGAAAAAUCAUUUUUUUUGUUUCAAUUUGAAAAAAAUGAGGAGAGGAGGAAGUGAUUAAGCUCCUAAUUAAUAUUGCUAAAAAUUAAUUGGGUGCCAAAAUUUGGCACCCAGGUGACAAAAAAGUUUAGUUUACUACUUUAUUAUUAUUAUUAGUGAAAUUGUGCAGGUGCGGAUAAUUAAUUAAUUUUUAUAGAUGUUUUUGUUUUGACAACAAAAAUUGUGUCACAAAGAAAAGAGCACGGGUUUUUUUGAGGUUGGAAAUGGCGCAAUGGACAAAAAUUUGUAAUUUCACUGUUUGAACAAUUUUUUGAAAAUUUGAAAAAUUCACUGUUCCAAAAUUUUCUGAAAAAUUGUGAGAUUAUCAAAAUUUGUUCCAUCAACAGAAUAAUGCACAAAAAAAAACGUUUACUGAAAAUAAAAAAAAUUUUUUUUUGGAAAAAUUCACUGUUUCAAAAAAGUUGUAUAAAUUUUCGCAAAAUUUUCAAAUGCUGAUCUUUGGCGCAUUGUUCCAUGCGAAAAAAAACAAACAUUAAUUUUUGCUGCUGAAAAAACCACGUGUCAAAAUUCAGCGCCAAAAAGUUCACCAAAACAUUUUAAAAAUUUGGGAAAAAUUCACUGCUUCAAAAAAUUGUAUAAUAAUUGAAUACAAUUUGACGAAAAAAAAAUUGGUUUUUUAUUAAAAAAUUCACUGUUUCAAAAUUAUCUAAUAAUUUUCCGUUAAUUUUUAUCAAGCUGAUUUUUGAGUUCAUCAUACAAGUACAAAAAAUUGAAUUUUCCACCCAAAAAUCCACGCUCUGCUAUUCCAGGUCGAAUUCUGCUAGAUGUUCCAUGUCGAGUAUGUCAAGAUCAUUCAUCCGGUAAACACUACGGUAUAUUUUCGUGUGAUGGUUGUGCUGGAUUUUUCAAACGAUCAAUUCGUCGACAUCGACAAUAUGUGUGUAAAAACAAAGGAGGAUUUGAGGAGGGAAGAUGUUUGGUGGACAAAACACAUAGGAAUCAGUGCAGGUACAGUGAUUUUUGGAAAAAUGGAAAUUUGAGAUCAGCGGGAAAUUUUGAGCAAGGGAAGUUUUUUCGCAAAAAUGUGAUUAUCGAUUUUUUCCAGGUGUCAAAGUACAAUAGUUUCAUUUUUCUAGUUCAAAAUUUUGUGCUGAAAACGCUGGAAUUGCUGAAAAUAAGUGAUUCCAUGAUUUUCACCAUGAAAUUUGGGUCCAGACAAUUUCAGAGAGAAAUUUUGCCUAAUGUGAAUAAAAAUUUACUGUUUCAAAAAAAUGUUAUCAUUUUUACUCGUUCCUCCAAAAUUAAUAGUGACGUAAAUUUGGUAGAAAAAAUCAUUAAAACACUUUUUUGUGCUGAAAACGCUGAAAAUGAAUGAUUUUAUGAUUUUCAGCGCAAAAUUUGAGUCUAGAAAAGUUUUCAGAGGUUUUGGGAGGCUGAGGAAGAUUUUUGAGACCUUUAAAAGUUUCUAGAUCAUAUUUUUGUGCUGAAAACACUGGAAAUCAAUAAUUUCAUGAUUUUCAGCGCAAAUUUUCAGCCAAUAAACAAUUUUGUGGUCCCCCAAGCAUAUUUAUACUCAAAAUUUCCCCCAAUUCCAGAGCGUGCCGACUUCGAAAAUGUCUCGAAAUCGGAAUGAACAAAGAGGCAGUUCAACACGAAAGAGGCCCCAGAAAUUCGUCAUUGCGAAGACAUCAACAGCUAUUAUUCGAACAUCAACCGCCUUCACCAAUUUCGGUUCGUUUUUUAUAUGUUUUUAUUGGGGUAACACAGAUGUUUUGAUCACAAAACUGAUCAUAUAACACAAUAACAUGUUUGCACAUGUACUUAAAUUAUUCGAGGGGUGAAGUGGGGGUAAUAAUCAGAGGGAGAAGGGCACCUGCUAAUCGUUUUUUUGUGUUUUGAAAUAGGGAAAUCUGAGAAGGGGGACCUUAGGACUUUAACUUAGACCUAGGUUUAGUUAGAGACGCAGAGAAACUCGACAGCUAGAAAUUCAGAGACGCAGAGAAGUUAGACAAUUAGAGAUUCCUAUGAAUAGAGUUAGAGACGCAGAGAAACUAGCCACUGCGCGAAAGCUUUCGGUUUACACUCGCGCAAAGCGCUCGGGAUAAUUUUGAAACUGUGAAAAAAAUUCACUGUUUCAAAAAAUUGUUUAAAAAUUCGCAAAAUUUUCGAAUUUUGCGAAUUUUUAACCACCAUACACCAAUUUUUUUCGAAAAAAAAAUUCACUGUUUCAAAAGAUUGUAUAGAUUUCCUCCAAAAUUUGGUUUAUUGAUAGUUGUUUUAAUGGAAUAGCUCCGAACACUAAAACUCUUCUAGACCCAAAUUUCGUGCUGAAAAUCAUGAAUUCAGUCAUUUUCAGCGUUUUCAGCGCAAAAUUUCAGCCCCAAGUUACAGGAUCAUAUAAUCUUAAAUAGUCUUUAAAACGCCUUGGAACCGAAAUUUCGCGCUGAAAACGCUGAAAAUUAGGAAUUCCAGCGUUUUCAGCUAGAAAUAUCCACCGAAAACUUUUUUUUUCGAAUUUUUUUUUUUCAAAAAAGCUUUUUCCUUUUUUCUCCUCCCGUGGUUCCCACAUUCAAAACCUCACUAACACUAAAAUUACUGUAGUCAUCGAGAAAAAAGAACAAAAAGUUGGAGGGGGUUACCUUUACCUUUUUACCGAUUACAGUAAUCUUCUUUUGUUUGAUGACUCAAAAAAAGCGGGCAUUUUGUGUGUCGGCCAAAAAUAAAAGGGGAGGAAAUAUUUAGAACACUACUUUUUGACAGCAAUAUGUAUACGAUUGAAAGGGGAAUCACAAAACACCAUUUCUAGAUCAAAAUUAUGGGCUGAAAACGCUGGAAUCGCUGAAAAUAAUUUGAUUUUAGGAUUUCCAGCGAAAAAUUUGGGUCUAGAAAAGUUUUCAGAGGUUUCAGGAAGAUUAGUUUCCUGUAUCUUGGGCAGGGUUAUAGAAUUGUUUCUAACAAAGCUGAAAUUUUAUGCUGAAAACGCUGGAAUUGCUGAAAAUUAAUAUUUGAAUAAUUUUCAGCUACAAAGUUGAAGAAGUCAAUUAUUAUUCCUAAUCAACUGAAAAAAGAUUUUUUUGAAACAGUAAUUUUUUUUUGAAAAAAAAUCCUGAAAAUAUUUUUUAGACUUAAAUUUUUCGCUAAAAAUGAGCAAUUUUUGAUGUUUUGUUAGAAAAAAUUUCACUGUUUCAAAUUUUUUAUUUCAAACAUUUUUGAAAAUCUUCGCUGCUCGAACGACCUUUGAUCCUUUGAUUUUUGGAAUUUUUCUAGAGUACUCUCUCCUGUUGGAAUUUUUUCCAAUCUAUAGUACUCUCCAAAACUGACUCGGAUUAGUGUUUACCUCUUUCGGUGUCAAAAUGACCUCGAACAAUUUUUUUUCGCAAAAAUGUUAUUAUCGAUUUUGGCCAGGUGCCAAAGUACAGUAGUUGAAUUUUUCUAGAUCAGAUUUUUGUGCUGAAAAUGGUGGAAUUGCUGAAAAUGAAUGAUUUCUUGAUUUUCAGCGCGAAAUUUGGGUCUAAACAAUUUCAGCGAGAAAUUUUGCCUAAUGUGAAUGAAAAAUUUACUGUUUCAAAAAAAUGUUAUCAUUUUCAUUCGUUCCUCCAAAAUUAAUAACAAUUUUAAUUAAUAAAUGAUAAUAAUAAAAACACAAAUGUUUGAAAACGCUGAAAAUGAUCGAUUUCAUGAUUAUCAGCGCAAAAUUUCGGUCAAGAAGGGUUUACAGAGGUUUCGGGAGGCUGGGGGAGAUUUUUGAGAUUUCUAGAUCAAAAUUUUGUGCUGAAAAUAGUGGAAAUGCUGGAAAUUAGUGAUUUCAUGAUUUUCAGCAUGCGAUUUGGGUCUAGUCAAUUUUAGAGAGAAAUUUUGCCUGUGAAAAAAAAUUUACUGUUUCAAAAAAAUGUUAUCAUUUUUACUCGUCCCUACAAAGUUAAUGAGAGUAAGAUUAAUCUGAAAGAAUCCUGAAAACACAUUUUUGUGCUGAAAACGCUGAAAAUGAGUGAAUGUAUGAUUUUCAGCAUGAAAUUUGGGUCUAGAAAAUUUCAGAUAGAAAUUUUGAAAAAAAAUUUACUGUUUCAAAAAAUUUUUAUAAAUGUUAUAUGUGCAUCCAAAAUUAAUAACGUUGUACAUAAAGCUUCAGAGAGAAUCGGAUUUACUGUUUAAAACAAAAACCCCAAUUUUCUUGCUGAAAACUCUGAAAACCUUCUCAAAAUCUAAAAUUUUCAGCCCGACAUGGAAUCCGAAUCCGAUGCCGCAGGUCCAGCCACUUCAACCUCAACAUCUUCCAACUUCGGAACUCCACAAUCUCAUCAAAGCCAAUCACAAAAUGAGAGGUUGACUGAAAUCGCGGCUCGAAUAUUUUUCCAACUUUUCGGAUUUUGUCAAAAUGCGUUGAAUCGAAUGCCAAAAGAACAACAAUUGCAGAUAUUUCAACAACAUUGGCCAGAAUUAUUUGUGCUAAAUGCGGUUGAGACGAAAAGUAUUACAUCGAGGUUGGUUUAGGCUGAAAUUCAGGCUGAAAAUACAAUUUUUUGGAUUGAAAUUCUCUAUUUUUCCAGACAAAUCCGGCGCUCUUCCCAAUUCUCAUCUCCUGAUUCAAAUUCCAACUCAAAUACCAAUUUGGCACGCGACCAAGUUGCUCAAAUCUUCGAAACCAUCGAAAAUCUCUCGCUAAACCCGCGCGAAUUCGCCUUCCUCAAAAUCUAUUCCCUAACCAAACAAACUCCAAAUGGAUAUAUGAUUGGAAUUCAAUUGGCCUCAAUGCAAAACCUGCUUUAUCCCCGUGACCCUCUUCGAUUCUUCAAAUGUGUUCAAGCGAUCUCAAAUCCACCCACAACUUCAAUCAUUGAUGUUUUAUUUCGGCAAUCGAUCGGAAAUGCUUCGAUGAAUUUAUUGAUUAAUGAUAUGUUUCAACCGAAGAUAUUGCUACCGGGAAUAUUUUCAGCUAGAAAUUUUGCGGCUUCUGAAAAUGUGGAUUUUCUUCCGGCUGGAAUUAAAGAAGAGGUUGAGGAAGAUGAAGAAGAAUCAAGUGAGGAUUCGAGUUCCAAAGAAAAAGAAACAGUUAAACAUUCAAUUCGAUCAAUUGUUGAAUUAUUGGCCAUUAAGGAAGAAGAAGACGUUGAGAAAACUGAUUGA